Molecule: messenger RNA, 2781 nt
Organism: Hyaloperonospora brassicae
Lineage: Eukaryota; Oomycota; Peronosporomycetes; Peronosporales; Peronosporaceae
Source: the annotation of a GenBank genome assembly
AUGACCCGACCGUCGCUGCUGCACGCCACCUCCGCGCCGCCCAUGAGUGCGCGCGACGCGGCGUACUGGCUCGCAGUCGCUUCGACGUGCUCGUUUUUACGCACCACGUCCGCCUCAACGGCCGCUACCGCGUCCUCCACGCGCCGUCUCGACGCGUCGAGUCGUCUAUCCCACCAGCACAGCCACAGCCGUUACAGUCACAUUUACAGUCACAGUCAUUGCAGCCAAAGUCGCCCUAUUGACCGUCAGUGUCAUGCCGUCGUUGUGGCUGAAGAAGUGUUUGAGCAUCAGCGGUAUCAGAUGAUUGUGGGAUGGGGUUCCAGUGGCCAUUUACUGCCUCUGGAUCCGGACAAAUACGUGCGCGUUGUCCGUCGUCCACUCCCUCGGCGACACUUGAGACCGGGACAGAGGGGCCGGACGAGCGACAAAGAAGCAGACGAAGAAGGACGAGAAAAGCGACGAGAAGCAGACGAAGAAGGACGAGAAGAGCGACGAGGAGCAGCAGAAGAAGGACGAGAUGCAGCAGCAGCAGACGCGAGCAAAGUGCUGCUCGAGUGGGUUCCAUCGUCGACGUUUCCGGAUAUCGCAUUACCAGACGUAGUCGAGCGAGUCGGCGACGCAUUUGCUGCUCGUGGAGUGAAACUACGGAGCCGGUCGGCUGCAAGUGCAAUGAGAGACUGUCAGGACGUCGCGUCGAGCACAGGAACCGGUACAGCAGCAGGGGGUACAAGUGGAUCUCCUGUGAGAUGGGAGUGGACGAGUCCGUGGCAUCUAGAUAUACCUGCGGAUAGUCCACAGAAUGCAGUGGACGGGUGGCAAUAUGCCUCGAGUUUUGCCCAGCUCGGACCGAGACCGUCGCUCCGUUCACGUGGAGUAUCGAUCGAUGCUACGAGUCCCGCACGUUUGCACGCUCGUGGCAACACGUCGCCGUCGUUUUCCGAUCGAGCUGCUGGCAAGCGACUACGCGUCCGACGACGCAAGUGGGUGCGGUUCCGACGUGUAUGCUCGACUCGGAGUGGAUGGACUGCUGGCGUUCCUGCUAGUGCCUUUGACGACGCGUUCCUGGACUCGAUGAGUGGCUGGCUGCGCAAGCGAGGCCACGUGCGCAAAAACUGGAAAGCACGCUACUUUGUGCUGGACAAGUCGGUUUUGCGCUACUAUACGGAUGCUUCGUGCACGAAGCUCAAAGGUGAGGUGCUGCUCUUCCAUCCACAAACGCGCGUGCAUUACGUGGACGUGCAUGUCGCGGGUGGUCGCGACGCGGCGUUCGCUAUCCAAGUUGGUCCGGAAUACACGUUGCUAUUGCAAGCUGCUCAGCUCUGUGACCGCGAGAACUGGAUGUACUGCAUUGAAGACGCGCUGCUCUGUCGGGACUCGUACUACACACAAAGUAGAGCAAGCGGACGUGGACCGUACUUUGAUCUGCGCGAGAGUGUAGCGCAGCGCCGACUGCUGAGUGCAGAAGCGAUGGCGCUCGACGGCAGUUCGUUCCACGAUGCAAUGUGCGGCAUCAGUCAUGUGCGCGAAGGAGCAGCCAGUUGCGAGCUCAGCGAUACGGACGACCUGCAUGACGAGUCGUCUUACGGACGAAGAACAGCUCAGCAAGGAUACCGGAGCACGAACAACAGCGACGUGCUCAAGCUCUGGGCUUCGCUUCAUGCCAAACCAGGUGGCUUGCUGACUGCUGUGAGCUCUGCGUCUCCGACGAUGCGCUCGCUGUUGGGCGUGUGCGACCGACUGUUUGCCAGCCCUGCGAUGCAUGCACACAUUGGCAGCUUUCUUGCCAUGUUCCGCCAGAAGUACGACCAUUCCGCUGCUUCGUCCGUGGCGGCUAUGAGUGCGUCAGCUUGGACUCGGCUCUCGGAGCCCUGGACUCCAGUCGAAGGCAGUGGCUACGGCACGGACAGUGAGCAAGACCUGCGCGAGAGCUCUCUGGGCUCAUCGCCGCACGAACUUCACAGCGUCACGACGUUGCAGGACGCUCGCAGUCUGUUGGCGCUGAAGAACUAUCGCUUCUUCUUGGAACGGUCGCUGGGGCUCAUCAUGGACCACCUGUCGGACGCUGUGGACGUAGGCUCUGACCGAACGCUUGGCCAGGCUCCGAAUGACGCGAAGUGUGCGCCGACGGAUGAUGAAUGGGCUCUCGUGCGUCGAGCUGCGUUGUGUAAGCUCGAGCGGCGCACGUUUAUUCCGCUGCAAGAGAUCAUAUACCAGCUACUGGGCGACGACAUGGGAUCUCGACGUGGUAAACGGCAGGAAGAAGAGCGGUUUGAGCGGCUACGGGCGUCUGUGGCCGUCCAAACGCAGUGUUUCCUGGACGUGCAGCCGGCACAGCAGUCGCCGUCGGAUUGGAAAUCGGCGAUCGCUCUGAUGGACUCGAUGGACAAUUACUCACUGCCGUCCGAGAAGGCGGCUGUGCUCGUGGAAGUGGCGCGAUGUAUCUACGAGACCAACGCGAGGGAACACGACUACGAAGCUGACAGCGCGCGUGGCAGCUCGAAGCAGCAGCAGACACCGUCGACGCCCAUGUCUGCCGAUGACUUCCUGCCUAUCUUCAUCUUCGUCUUGGCCCGUUGCCAUCUGCGCAGUGUGAUUGUGACGCGCCACUUGAUCAGCGAGACGAUGAUCACGGCGUUGAUGAUGGGCGAGACUGGGUACUACGCCACGAUGCUGGAGGCCGCGAUCGGAUACAUUGCAGCGUUUGGCGGGACGGUCACGGCCGGCGAUCUGGUCAGCCGAAGCAGUGGCCGUAGUGCUGUGACUGCCAGCAGUGGCUUUUGA